This is a messenger RNA of Bipolaris zeicola 26-R-13, 768 nucleotides long. RefSeq lists its product as uncharacterized. The coding region runs from base 1 to 768 and encodes 255 amino acids. The transcript has 2 exons. Gene Ontology annotation, molecular function: metal ion binding; RNA binding. Lineage: Eukaryota; Fungi; Ascomycota; Dothideomycetes; Pleosporales; Pleosporaceae. The record is from RefSeq and is a predicted model, not a curated record.
AUGACAGAAGUCAUGACAUCCGUAGCGGCUCCCAUGUCAGAAGAAAAGUCCGCCGAGGCCCGGCCGCCCCAAUAUACCUUUAAAUUCAGCGAGUUUCUUAGACGUGAAUAUCGAUUUGGCCUAAACCCCGAUCGCCCAACCUGCAAAGCAUACCUCCAAGGCCACUGUCCAGACGGCAGCAAAUGCCCCAACAAGCACAAUGUCUCUUCGUCCUACAACAAUCUAGUAUGCAAACACUGGCUCCGCGGCCUCUGCAAAAAAGGCGAAACCUGCGAAUUCCUCCACGAAUACAACCUCCGCCGCAUGCCCGAAUGCUCCUACUACGCACGUACACAAACCUGCUCAAACGGCGAUGACUGCCUGUACCUGCACCUGGACCCCGAUGCCAAGCGCCCUUCAUGCCCACACUACGACCGCGGCUUCUGCCCCCUUGGCCCACACUGCGCGCUGAAGCACAACAAGAAAGACAAGCUGUGUCCCUUUUACCUGUGCGGGUUUUGUCCAGAGGGCAAGGGCUGCAAGUACGGUGCGCACCCGCGGUACCCCACUGAUCUUAAGAAGCCAGAGGUGCGUGUGGAGAAGAGUGCUGAGGAGCUUGAGGCGGAGAAGUUGGAGCGCGAGAGGGAGAUGAUGAAGAGGGAAGAGGAGGAGAGGGAGAGGGAUGAGAGGAAUGGGCAUCAGGGAGGACGUGGGUUUAGGGGUAAUUGGGAUCGUAAGAAGCGUGGAGGACGACGGGGUAGGGGUGGUAGGGGUCGUGGAGAGUUUUAA